CCGUUUCUCUCUGAAUAUUGUGAUGUUUUCUAUUUUGGCAUGGUAGAUGCAAUUUAUUUUUAUAUUUAAAUGCCACAGGUCACUCGGUUUAAUAUAUAUAUAUUAUCUAAGUUCAAAAAAGGCUUAUUUCGCAACUAUAUCAAGUAUAAUGUCUCAAAUGAAAUCAGUGGGCUCCGCUGCCCGUUUGGCGGGCUCUCGGCCCUUUAGAGUGUCCAUCGAAGGCAACAUUGGCUCCGGGAAGUCGACUUGUAUCAAGUUCUUUCAGAAAUACCGCAACGUUGAGGCACAUCCGGAACCCUUAGAUGAGUGGAGGAAUGUUGGUGGCCACAAUCUGCUGGGACUGUUGUAUGGGAAUGUGCACAAGUGGACCUUCCCGUUCCAGCACUAUGUGCAUCUGAGCCGCCUCAAGAUACAGAUCAGUCCACCCUCGCACCCGGGAAUCACUGUCAAGAUGUUUGAGAGGUCAGUACAGAACAGCCGGCACUGCUUCGUAGAGAACGCCAAGAAGCAGAACUACCUGGAGGAUGCAGAGUACCAAGUUCUGAUGACCUGGUUUGAUUACUCCGAGAAGAAUCUCGACAUCAGCCUGGAUCUUAUAGUGUAUCUGCGGACCACCCCACAAGUUGUGUACGAACGCAUGCUGCGGCGCGCGCGCGCCGAGGAGGCCGCCGUGCCGCUCGAGUACCUGCAGGAAGUGCACGACUCGUACGAGAGCUGGCUGAGCUCGGGCUCCGUGGGCUGCGAGGUGCUCGCCGUCGACGCGGACCGCGGCCUGGGCCUCGUGGCGGAGGACCUGGAGAGGUACUCCUACAAGAUCCUCGGCGGGAACCACACCAACUGACGCCAGGGGCCUUGGCUUCCAAGUGCUGUCCACAUCAGCUGACGCCAAAAACUUCAUAUGCCGUAUAUGUGAUGUUUACGCAACCUCUGGCUAAAUAAUCGAUUGUAUUAGAUGUGUAGUGUCCCUAAGUUUGACAGCUGACGACGGCAAAGAUGGCGCAAUAUUUAUAAUUUGUCGUACCUAACUAAAUUGUCAACCAUUAACCAGAGUCACCGAAUAAGGGGCCGUACAGCGAUAUCUACUUCAGCUGUCGAGGCACAAAUUAUUCAGACUUUAUACUCUUCUACUACUAACAACUUUACUCUAAAUAUCUAACGUAAGAAAAGCCCCUGUGAAAUACGUACCAAUGUGAUCCUAUAAUGUAUUCUGUAAACGCUAGCAAUACUCGUGAAAGCAGAGCCACAAUACCAUUUCUAAUAUCAACUUUUACUGUAUCGCUGUGCUGCUUAUUUUAUAUAACGUUACCUAUAAUUCGUUUUUUUACCAUUAGAAAAAUAAGUCAAAUAUGUAACAAUUAUAAAUCAUAUACGAUC
Cydia pomonella (codling moth) is the source of this 1374-nucleotide messenger RNA. Its product is annotated as deoxynucleoside kinase-like. Gene Ontology annotation, molecular function: deoxynucleoside kinase activity. Gene Ontology annotation, cellular component: mitochondrion; cytoplasm. NCBI's taxonomy places the organism in Eukaryota, Metazoa, Arthropoda, Insecta, Lepidoptera, Tortricidae. The record is from RefSeq and is a predicted model, not a curated record. Bases 47 to 841 code for a protein of 264 amino acids. The transcript has 5 exons.